Messenger RNA from Physcomitrium patens, 1580 nucleotides. RefSeq names its product serine--glyoxylate aminotransferase. Gene Ontology annotation, cellular component: peroxisome. The record is from RefSeq and is a predicted model, not a curated record. NCBI's taxonomy places the organism in Eukaryota, Viridiplantae, Streptophyta, Bryopsida, Funariales, Funariaceae. Gene Ontology annotation, molecular function: L-alanine:glyoxylate transaminase activity; L-serine:pyruvate transaminase activity.
AACCUCUACCACUUCCUUCAAUUGCAGCUCAUCCAUCACCUUCACAGCUCCAUUCCUCUUGGCGUUGUUCGCAGUCGGACUCGCAGCUGAUAGAUCUUGCACGAGCUGGUGGUGGUGGUGCCUGAGCAGUCAUGGAGUACUACCCUGCGCCGGGGAGGAACCAUUUGUUUGUUCCAGGCCCUACCAAUGUUCCCGAGCCCAUUCUGCGGGCUAUGAACCGCAGCAACGAGGAUCACCGCUCCCCCGCUUUCCCCAAGCUCUCCAAAUCCGUCAUUGACGAUGUGAAAGAGAUCUUCCGCACCAAAACUGCAACUUCCUUCAUUUUUCCUACCACAGGUACUGGAGCAUGGGAGAGUGCCUUGACGAACACACUGUCACCCGGGGACAAGAUCAUCUCCUUCCGGCUGGGACAAUUCAGCCUUCUCUGGAUUGACCAAAUGCAACGAUACAACUUCGAUGUGGACGUAGUUGACUGUGAGUGGGGUGCGGGAAUCGAUCUGGAUGUCUUGAAACAGAAGCUGGUAUCUGAUCGUUCGCACUCUGUGAAGGCUGUCUGCGUGGUGCACAAUGAGACCUCCACCGGAGUCACGAACGACAUCGGUGCUGUACGCAGAGUGCUCGAUGAGGCAAACCACCCAGCGUUGUUGUUGGUGGACGGAGUAUCUUCAAUUGGUGCAAUUGAUUUCCGUAUGGACGACUGGAGAGUGGAUGUCGCUCUUACUGGGUCCCAGAAAGCUUUGUCACUUCCCACUGGCCUUGGUAUUGUUUGCGCAAGCCCCAAGGCUCUUGAAGCUGCGAAAAGAUCCAAGUCAACCCGCGUGUUUUUCGAUUGGGGUGAUUACUUGAAGUUUUACGAAGCGGGAACUUAUUGGCCUUACACUCCGUCGAGCCAGAUGCUCUACGGACUCAGAGCCUCUUUGGACAUGAUUCUCAAUGAGGAGGGACUCGACAACGUCAUUGCCAGGCACUGUCGUCUUGCUGAAGCAACCAGGCAAGCUGUUAGGGCCUGGGGCCUCACUCUGUGCACCAAGGAUCCCAAGUGGAAAAGUGAUACCGUUACCGCAGUUGUUGUGCCUUCAUGGAUCAACAGCAACGACAUUGUCAAGAUUGCAUACAAGAAGUACAAUUUGAGCCUCGGAGUUGGCUUGAACAAAGUUGCAGGGAAGGUUUUCCGUAUAGGACACCUUGGAAAUGUUAACGAGUUGCAAUUGCUCGGAGCCUUGGCAGGAGUUGAGUUGUGCCUGAUGGAGGUUGGAUACCCAGUCACCCUAGGAAGCGGUGUAGCUGCAGCUCAGGCUCAUCUCGCAAAGAAGACGCCCUUGAUUGUGUCUCGUAUAUGAGCAGCUACCCCGGCAUUUGAUGAUGUUAGAAAUGUCUGGAUACACCAGAGUCUGUGGCCGUCAAUGUAAUAUUUUAGAAAGUCCAGAAGGGUGUCUGUUGAGUUGUUGAAGUGUUGUGUACAAUCGCCUUAACUAAUACUUUGGCACUAGAUUACAUUGCUUACCAAAUGUAUUGGUAUCCCAUUUGUAUAAACGAUCAAUUCUACUCCCUGAACACAGCCCGCUGGAUAAUUUCCAAAA